Puntigrus tetrazona (Sumatra barb) is the source of this 1521-nucleotide messenger RNA. RefSeq names its product small ubiquitin like modifier 1 (gene sumo1). The record is from RefSeq and is a predicted model, not a curated record. Lineage: Eukaryota; Metazoa; Chordata; Actinopteri; Cypriniformes; Cyprinidae. The transcript has 5 exons. Gene Ontology annotation, biological process: protein sumoylation. Gene Ontology annotation, cellular component: nucleus; PML body. Gene Ontology annotation, molecular function: protein tag activity; ubiquitin-like protein ligase binding. The coding region runs from base 146 to 448 and encodes 100 amino acids.
GGAAAUCCCGCCCCUUUUCCAAUGACGCCAACGGCGCUGUGUUGUGAGUCUGCUGGUAGCAAAACCUCACAUUACUGCACAUUACAGUUCGUUAUUUAAAUCAAGCGAUCGUGAUCUCAAGAAGGGCUGUACAUUGCGGAAUAUCAUGUCAGACACGGAGACCAAGCCCUCAAGUGAUGGAGGCGAGAAGAAAGAUGGAGAUUACAUUAAACUGAAAGUGAUCGGUCAGGACAACAGUGAAAUUCACUUUAAAGUGAAGAUGACGACACAUUUAAAGAAGCUGAAGGAAUCCUACAGUCAGAGACAGGGUGUACCCAUGAACUCUCUAAGGUUUCUUUUCGAGGGACAGAGAAUUGCAGACAACCAGACCCCCAAAGAGCUGGGAAUGGAAGACGAGGAUGUGAUCGAGGUGUAUCAGGAACAGACCGGUGGCUGUCGGAAUGACUAGACCUUUAUUUUUUCGCUCUUUAUUUUUAUCUUAAUUUUGUAUGUAUGACAUGUAUUUCAUCUGUUUCCUUUUGCCGUCACCUCAAAGGGAAGCAGAAAAACCAUCUGGAUCAAAUAGAUAAUCUGUCAGGGCUGCUGUGUUUGAAGUAGUCGGGUGGAACAACGGAAAAUGUUUUUCUAGCCAUAUCCCACGUCUGUUUCUUCGCUAACUCAUCCCGCUUUUUUAUAAAUAUAAAGGACUCUGGUCACGUUCUGCAAUGACACAUAUGACAUGUUGUGUUGUGCCCUGAGCUGAAUGAGGACGGUCUGUUUAUCUGUACUUUGCUGCUAAAAAAAACCCCGUUAGAUUAUGCUGUUAAAUUCAAUCAAGACGAAUUUUGGAUGCCGGCUUUAGUGUUCUUGCAUUGUUAUUGCUAACUAAAGCGCCGUUCGUGUAGUUGGCCAUGGUUAUAUGUUCUGUCAAUCCUCAGCUUUCAUUAGACCCUUUUUACACAUUUAAUUGUUUUCGGCUCAUUUUAUUGUAGUGAACACACCUGCCAUGAUGUGAUAGAAACCCUUUGAGUAUUUUACAUUGUGGGAUGCUUAUUUAUAUGCAGUUGUUGUCUGAUAUUAGAAAAGUUUAAAAUGUUUAUUCGUUCUUCUUGCAUGUGUCUGCAACAACUGUGUACAGUUGUACAGUAUAUAGACACACUAUGAAUCGCAAGAGGGAGGUCAUCGUAUUGUGUUUUUGCAUGGUUUUGUCUAAUGUAUUAGAAUUUGUACCCCUGUCUGAAUCCGUGUCACCUUCUUUUUCUACCCGGUCUUGGAUAUCUGGCUCCCUUUUAGCCACAAUAAUGGAUUUCAAACCUGAAAAUAAUGGGUAACUAUGUUGUUUGAUUAGUACUCAGGGGCGUCAUUCACAUACACAAUGAAUAUAGCAACAGUGUCACUGUACUCUUGUUCCUUUUUUUACACUUUCAUAUUUUUUAAUUUUUCCGCGAGAGGGGAGGGGAAUUUGGUCCAGAUGGUUUUGUGGAUAUAGAAGAAUUAUGACUUUGCUUUUGUCUUGUUUUUUAAAUAAAAUGUGUCAUAAAA